CAAAUGAAGUUCCUUUUCCACAGCUGGUGAUGGCGGAUGUUAUGGAAAAAGACACCAUGAGGAAUUACCACAUAGCGUCAGAGAAAAUGAACCCAGAGGCCAGCCGCUACCCGUACUGUAUCGUGUGGACUCCUAUCCCCGUGUUAUCAUGGCUGUUUCCAUUCAUCGGACACAUGGGAAUCUGCACUUCCACCGGCGUCAUCCGGGACUUUGCCGGACCUUACUUUGUCUCAGAGGACAACAUGGCUUUUGGAAGACCAACAAAGUACUGGAUGCUUGACGUUAGCAAAGUCUACGCAAGUGGCUCUAACGCCUGGGACACAGCGGUGCACGACGCUUCAGAGGAGUACAAGCACAGGAUGCACAACCUCUGCUGUGACAACUGUCACUCGCACGUCGCCAUGGCUCUGAACCUGAUGCGAUACGAAAACAGCACCUCGUGGAACAUGAUCAAACUUUGCCUCCUUGCUCUGAUCCACGGAAAGCACGUGAGCUGUGCUGGCUUCCUGAAAACCUGGCUGCCUUUCCUGAUGCUCAUGGGCAUCAUCCUCACAGUGGCCCUGGCCAUCAACCUGCGGUGACCUGGGAAGGCAGGUUCACGACAAAAGCGGAACCCCCACAGGUCUGAUGUAUGUGGGGCUGACCUAUUAAACAUCAAGAGGGGGAGGGAGAGAGGAAGGGGCAUCACACGGCGUUGAGCGAGGAAAUAAAAGACUACUCACCUCCCAAGAGAAGACGUCCAACACAUGUAUACCAACACAUGUUUGGUCUAUGGAAAGCAGGCGACCCUUGUUACUGGCAUUACUCCAGUGGUGGAGCUGGAAUUGCCUUAGUGACUGACAUUCAUCUAUAUUCAUUUAUUUUGAGAGAAGGGACUGAACACCCCCCCUCCUCACUUCCACCACCACUGCAACUAACAGGACCACACAAACACACUUAAUGGAUUAAAGAAAGCUUAAAAGCAGGUUUAAGCUACCAGCACCUGCAAAGUCUAGAAGUUCGGUAGCCCGAUUCAUAGGUGAAACAGACGUAGGUCAGCGUCAAAUUCUCUCGAGGGAAAAACAUCCAUGCCUCGUUUUCGGAUUUGGAGCGGUCUUUCUUUGUAAUGGAUUGGGAUCCUCGUAAUCCCAUGAUUCAGUGCUUCCCGAAUGCCAUUUUUUUUCUACCGGGGAGCACAAACAUGUUAAGUCAAUUAGCUGCCUUUCUAGGGAAUUUAUCGCGUUUCAUGCUCGAUUUAACGUAGCUCUUCCACAGCGCCGCGACUUAAACCGAAAUACGUCGGAGCAAGUUUGUAUUAUUGUGCUUUUUUUUUCUCUCUCUCUGUGUUUCUUACAGCAUU
Scomber scombrus (Atlantic mackerel) is the source of this 1339-nucleotide messenger RNA. It is a transcript of the gene tmem222b, whose product is annotated as transmembrane protein 222b. The transcript has 6 exons. Lineage: Eukaryota; Metazoa; Chordata; Actinopteri; Scombriformes; Scombridae. The coding region runs from base 30 to 581 and encodes 183 amino acids. The record is from RefSeq and is a predicted model, not a curated record.